Molecule: messenger RNA, 1527 nt
Organism: Cylindrotheca closterium
Lineage: Eukaryota; Bacillariophyta; Bacillariophyceae; Bacillariales; Bacillariaceae
Source: the annotation of a GenBank genome assembly
AUGCAGUCACUUACGGACUCUCCCAACCUCUCCAUCAUCGGUAGCAGUACUAGUUCAUCCAACAGGAUAAGUCCGACCAACAACGACUCAUUGAACCAGCCAGAAGGAACAGGCAUACAAUGGAACCGUCUCUUGAUAUCUCCCCAGGAUCUUGGACGAUUGGACUACUUUUCCGACUCUUGGCUGAUGAAUCGAGAGAGCUUUCUCCAAAUUAAUGUUGACACUAUUGAGACGGUCGAAGAUGCUUGUUUCCAGGUGAUUGACGACGAAACUGUUUCAAUGCAGCACCAAGAAGACGCGAAAGACAGUAAUGGCCGACAACAACAACAACAACAGCAGCACCAGACUACUCGAAACAAAAUGUUUGUGGAUUGGACCAACUUUUCCGUCGAGCACUUGAGUAAAUGGUGGAAGAAUCUUCAGGCCUUGUCGCAUUCCAACCCGGGCAUGGCGGAUCAAGUGGUGCGCAUUCUAAAGACGUAUCUGCACAAGGUCCGAUACAAUACUGCCAAGAUCAAGCCAGCCAAUCAACAAAAAGUAGCUAUUGGCAUGAUUGCCUUUCAGUCCUACGAAAGUCCACCAUCUGUUGGAUUGGAGCGUGGGCAUCAACUCACAGCGCAUUCCUUGGCAGCUACCAUUGGUUCCUUACUUCAGGUAGGAAUGUUUGGCCACAUUGUGGUGGGAGGGUACAAGCAUCCAUCUGAUUCCGAUCGUGUAAAGGAAGCUUUUACUAUAUUGGAGGGUAUCUUUUUGGACAACGAUUCUGGUGGCAACAGUCAUUUUAAAAAUCCGCUGUCCUUGGCAAUCGGAGACACUCAAGUGGCCUAUGUCCAACUCGAAGAGUCUUGGGUCCAAACCAAGCGAGUUACUGCCAAUAUACCGAGAGGUGUCUUGUUGGGUAUGCAAAAGGCACUCCAGAAUGAAUUCCCUCCACAAGAACAAGCCAAGUGGAUUGGUUCUUCAACGGCACGUCAAUGGCAGUACUUUUACUUGACCGAACCCGAUUCCAUUCUCAACACCAAACCCAAGAUUUUGCCUCUCUUGCGUAGUGGAUUGGAUCAGGGAUGGAUCUUUUUUCCUCACCGGUGGCAACCCAUUCCCCAUCAAGCGGACCUUCCGAAUCAUCAUGAUUCUUUUCUCAGUCCAAGCCGGUACAUUCCAAACACGGUAGCACCCUUUUCCAAUGUCACCAACAUUCAAAGUCCGUGGAAUGAUAAUAAUAAUAGUGAUCAUAUAGAGACGAGUGAUGACGUCGUGUUACAUUGUUGCGAUGAUGGCAUGGACAAGCCAGGUCGGACGGAAGCCUUUGGUACCAAAAUGAAACCGUGUGGAAAGUGGUGGUGGGCCUGCGGAUUUUCUUCGUUGAACCAACCUGGAGCGGCCUUGAUGCCAAACGAAGUAUUGGAACUGCACAAACGGCUGAUUCCCUAUCCCAUGAUGCGUCUACAAGGUGGAACCUCUUUCAUCGUGGCGGCAUCAGAAAUGGGUCGCCGAUGCUUGCCAUCGAAAAGACCAUGUGCAGUCUAA